AUGACAACCGCUACGACCACUACUACCACAACUUCAACAGCCCUUCCACUCUGCAAUUCAAGUUGCGUUUCAACUUCAAUAUCUAACACAUCACUUAUUGCUUUCUACACAUUUGAUUCAGUUUUCACUGAUUCAAGUGGUUUUUCCAAUACUCUAAGUGGCACUUAUCAAUCAUUUGUUACUGGUUAUGUGAACAAUGCCGUUAGUUUCAUUUAUGCCAACUCACAACGUCUAACUUCCAGUCAAAUAAUGAAUUUUUAUCAAUUAUCAUGGACAAUGGAAUUUUGGUUCCUAAGGACCGCAAGCACAACUGUUACUUCAUGUUUCUUUGGACAAACCAUUUCAAGUAGUCAUGAUAUGGAAUUAUUUCUAGUAACAACAAAUAAUUUAUUGUACUUUGGGUUUUAUGGUGAUGACACAAGUGGUUCGACGACUAUUUCAGCAAAUACAUGGUAUCACGUUGCAUGGGUAUUUGAUUACACGAAUCGAAUUAGACAGAUUUAUCUGAAUGGGUGA
Molecule: messenger RNA, 516 nt
Organism: Rotaria socialis
Lineage: Eukaryota; Metazoa; Rotifera; Eurotatoria; Philodinida; Philodinidae
Source: the annotation of a GenBank genome assembly